AGCAUUAUUACUUUUAUCUUAUUUUAUUUUCAUUUAUUAUUAGUUUUUAAAAUAAACUCCUCCGCCUUUUUCCCUCCUCUCUCUCAAGUUUACUCACUCUCUUUUGCCGACCAAAUGAAAUCCCAAUAGCAGAACGCGACGCUCUCACACACUCUCUCAACUCUCUCUCUUUCUCGCUCUCUCUCUCCCUCUCUCCCACACACACACACACACACACAGAGACAAAUGCAAGACAUUUUCGGAUCAGUUCGUCGAUCACUGGUGUUCCGUACAGCAUCAGACACCGAAGAGUCUCCAGUAACCCUAGUGGACAAGAUCAAUUCCUGCAUUCGAAAAUCCAGAGUCUUCUCAAAACCCUCGCUGCCAUUGCCUUCAAUGCCCAAAGACAAUGCCCCUCCGAUCCGAUGGCGCAAGGGCGAGUUGAUCGGUUGCGGUGCCUUUGGCCGUGUCUACAUGGGCAUGAAUCUUGGUUCUGGAGAGCUUCUUGCUGUUAAACAGGUUCUUAUUGCAGCAAAUAGUGCUUCAAAGGAGAAAACACAGGCUCACAUCAAGGAGCUUGAGGAAGAAGUGAAGCUUCUAAAAAAUCUGUCUCAUCCAAACAUUGUGAGAUAUUUAGGUACAGUGAGGGAGGAGGAAACCUUGAAUAUUCUGUUGGAAUUUGUCCCUGGUGGGUCCAUAUCAUCGCUUUUGGGGAAAUUUGGAUCUUUCCCUGAGGCCGUAAUAAGAACAUACACCAAGCAGUUGUUACUGGGACUAGAAUAUUUGCACAAAAAUGGAAUCAUGCACAGGGACAUUAAGGGAGCAAAUAUCCUUGUUGAUAAUAAAGGAUGCAUUAAACUUGCAGAUUUUGGGGCAUCCAAACAGGUCGUUGAGCUGGCAACUAUUUCUGGUGCUAAGUCUAUGAAGGGUACACCAUACUGGAUGGCUCCUGAAGUUAUUCUUCAGACUGGUCAUAGCUUCUCUGCUGAUAUAUGGAGUGUUGGAUGUACUGUGAUUGAGAUGGCAACAGGAAAGCCUCCUUGGAGCCAACAGUACCAAGAGGUUGCUGCUCUCUUCCAUAUAGGGACAACAAAGUCUCAUCCACCAAUCCCUGAGCAUCUUUCCUUUGAGGCGAAAGAUUUUUUGCUAAAAUGCCUGCAAAAGGAACCAAAUUUGAGGCCAGUGGCGUCUGAGUUGCUUCAGCAUCCAUUUGUAACUGGGCAACAUAUGGAACCUCAUCCUGUUUUUCGUAAUUCUGUCAUGGAAGAAUCUGAAGUCCCAUCUCCAUCAUAUUCUGCAAACCUACACAUCUUCGAGAUGUCAACCUGCCCUGAUUCAGAUGAUAUGUGUAAUUUGGGUAGUUUGCAACACUCAACUUUACAUCCUAACAAGUUGUUGGGAAGUAGACAUGUUUGGGGAAGAAACAGCAGUGAUGAUGAUAUGUGUCAGAUUGAUGACAAAGACGAUACUAUGGUGGGCGAAGCAAAGCUCGGUUCUUCUUUGAUGCCCGACAACCUUAAGAGCUUUAACCCAAUGUGCGAGCCCACUGAUGAGUUGGGGUGCAAAUUUGGUGGAAGUUCAGAAACAGAACAAAAUGGAAUGAAUCUGGAUACAAAUCACCAAAUGGAUUUUCCUGCCAGCUGCUCUGGAACUAUUGGAGAGGGAGAAAAAGACUUUUCAUUUCCUUGCGGAACAUCACUUGCAGAGGAGGAUGAUGAACUUACUGAAUUAAAAAUUACGGCUUUUUUGGAUGAGAAGGCUCUAGAACUGAAAAAACUGCAAACACCAUUAUAUGAAGAGUUCUACAACAGCCUGAAUGUAGUGUGCUCUCCAAUUUUUUUGGAUAACUCGCCUGAUGAAACCACCUCAAGGUACUUGAAAUUACCUCCCAAAAGCAGAUCACCUAGUCGGGGUCCAAUUGGUACCCCAUCUGCAGUAGCUGAUUCUCUUAGUUCUGGAAGCCCUGGGAGUAAUGGCAGGCGUGUAUCAAAUAUUGGCAAUGGAAAUGAUCAAACUGCACAGGACAUGCCGUCACCUCCACUCAGUAAUUUGAAAGGUCUUGUAGUUGAUGGACAGCAAGAGCCAGGUAGUCCAAGUACUCGCAGUAUGAGCUUCUCUGAGAGAGAGAGGAAGUGGAAAGAAGAGCUUGAUCAAGAGCUUGAGAGAAAGCGAGAGAUGAUGCGGCAAGCAGGUGUAGGAGGGAAAUCAUCAUCUCCAAAGGAUCGAGCUUUAAAUAGGCAGAGAGAGCGAACUAGGUUUGCAUCUCCAGGCAAUUGAAGUAUGUGAGCUGGUCGUUGAGAUGGUAGUUGUAUCUUUCCUUGGGGAAUUCAUCCUUUGGAGUUGGAGUUUUGGAGAUAAAUAUACCUGGUGCACCAGUUUACCAGCUCCAUCCUCUCCAUGUGGGAAACAGCAGUGCUGCUGCAUCCGGUUCAAUUCCUCAUUGUGCAACCUAUAAUGAUGCCCUUGUAUGUUCUAUCAAAGGCCAAGCUAGUGAUUGCAAGCAGGGCUGCAUAAAGCAAUGAUCUCACGUUGGAUAUAAAUAUAUAGAUUCUUUUUGGGGGUUUUGGGGGGGAAUCAUACAGUGCAUAGAAAUUGUAUUAUUGAUGUAGUAAUCUGGAUCUAUGGCACAGGCUAGAUAGAUAGUAUACAAGAACUUGAUGCCACUUUUUUUAUGUGUGUUUUUUAUUCUUGUGAUUAAUGGAUUACAAAUGGUUUCCUGUGUGUGUAA
Molecule: messenger RNA, 2707 nt
Organism: Prunus dulcis (almond)
Lineage: Eukaryota; Viridiplantae; Streptophyta; Magnoliopsida; Rosales; Rosaceae
Product: mitogen-activated protein kinase kinase kinase ANP1-like
Exons: 17
Coding region: 226-2256 (676 amino acids)
Biological process (GO): protein phosphorylation
Molecular function (GO): protein kinase activity; ATP binding
Source: RefSeq, a predicted model, not a curated record